AUGAUAUCACCGACAAAUUUUUCAUCUCAAAAAAUUAUCUUGCUUUUAAGGGAUUUAGAUGUUUAUAGUGUACCUUUCAAAAUGGAAGUCAUAUGUGUUGAAGAUUUACCGGAAGAAAUUGGAGUAGCAAGUGAAUUAGGGUUUCAAAAAGUUUUAGUCAAACCAUUUUAUUUUAUGGUUAUUGCAAGAUGUUCUCAGGCUAUGGCUUUAGAAAAUUGUCCUAAAUUUGGUAGUUUUUGUAGUGAUACUUUAGAAGAUUACAAUGAAGACAUUGAAAAAUAUACUCAAAUGAUUUUUAAUGAUUUAAAGCGUAGUGAUGUUGUAGAUGAAGUUAUAAGAUUUUUAGUUUCAAUUAUAAGAUAUCGUGAUGAGGUUAGGAAUUAUUUUGCCUCAGAAUAUAAAAAUAUCUUUCCUAAACCUUCUGACGCUCCAAAACUAAAGACAAUGACUGAGGUACAGUCAACACUUCUCUUUAAUAGGAUUAAAGAAUGUUUUGCCAAAAAAAAGAUAUUGCAAAGGUACUACAAUGCCGGAACUGAAUAUGUAUAUGGGGAAUUAAAUCCACAUGCAUUUUUCCAGGUAGAUUCAGAAGAACGAAGUUGUUAUGAGGGUGAUAAUUUUUUUGAUUGUGGUGCUGGAAUUUUUAAUAUGGUAGCAAUUGCCUCAGCAACUAAAUUUGUACAUCGCAGUAUUGGUAUUGAAAUCAAUCCUGGUGUUGCUUGUCCAGGAGCAUUAUUAUUACUUGGAUUUUAUCAUGUGGCUCGAUUUGCCAAUUAUCACUUCAAUAGCUCCACUCACAUUAUUGGCAAUUUUAAUAAUCCAGUUUUGGAGAAAUUAUUGUUUUCAAGACCAUCUACGAUAAUAGUAAAUAAUUUUGUUCUUUCUCCCGCCACUAUGGAUCCAUUUUUUGAGAAAUUAGCUAAAAAUCACAAAAAUUCCAUUAAAUUUGUCCUAACUAAAGAACCUUCAUUUUGUAGAAAGUUACCAUUUCAAGAUGAUGAUAAACGUGAAAAAUUAACUGAUGAUAGAAAAAGAGUAAAAGGUGAUAUUUUAACAAAUAAUGGUUUUAUCAAAAAAGAACUUAGUCAUAUUCAAAGAGCUGGUUCAUGGACAGAUAAUACAGUGAAAUUAUACUUCUACUAUAGAUAG
Messenger RNA from Strongyloides ratti, 1149 nucleotides. Its product is annotated as Histone methylation DOT1 domain and Histone H3-K79 methyltransferase family-containing protein. The record is from RefSeq and is a predicted model, not a curated record. The transcript has 2 exons. NCBI's taxonomy places the organism in Eukaryota, Metazoa, Nematoda, Chromadorea, Rhabditida, Strongyloididae. The coding region runs from base 1 to 1149 and encodes 382 amino acids. Gene Ontology annotation, molecular function: histone H3K79 methyltransferase activity.